AUGAAGACCCUGAUGCGCCAUGGUCUGGCUGUGUGUUUAGCGCUCACCACCAUGUGCACCAGCUUGUUGCUCGUGUACAGCAGCCUCGGCGGCCAGAAGGAGCGGCCCCCGCAGCAGCAGCAGCAGCAGCAGCAGCAGCAGCAGCAGCAGCAGCAGCAGCAGGCGGCGGCGACCGGCAGCGCGCAGCCGUCGGCGGAGAGCAGCCCCCCCUCGAGGCCCCGGGCCCCCGCGGGACCGCAGCCGCUGGACGGAUACCUCGGCGUGAGGGACCACAAGCCCCUGGAAAUGCACUGCGGGGACUGUGCCCUGGUGACCAGCUCGGGGCACCUGCUGCGCAGCCGGCAAGGCCCCCAAAUAGACCAGACGGAGUGUGUCAUCCGCAUGAAUGACGCCCCGACGCGCGGCUACGGGCGCGACGUGGGCAGCCGCACCAGCCUGCGGGUCAUCGCGCAUUCCAGCAUCCAGAGGAUCCUCCGCAACCGCCACGACCUGCUCAACGUGAGCCAGGGCACCGUGUUCAUCUUCUGGGGCCCCAGCAGCUACAUGCGGAGGGACGGCAAGGGCCAGGUCUACAACAACCUGCAGCUCCUGAGCCAGGUGCUGCCGCGGCUGAAGGCCUUCAUGACCACGCGCCACAAGAUGCUGCAGUUCGACGAGCUCUUCAAGCGGGAGACCGGCAAAGACAGGAAGAUCUCCAACACUUGGCUCAGCACUGGCUGGUUCACAAUGACGAUCGCGCUAGAGCUCUGUGACAGGAUCAAUGUGUAUGGUAUGGUGCCCCCAGACUUCUGCAGGGAUCCCAAUCACCCGUCAGUACCUUACCACUAUUACGAACCGUUUGGACCUGACGAAUGCACCAUGUACCUCUCCCACGAGCGAGGACGGAAGGGCAGCCAUCACCGCUUCAUCACAGAGAAACGCGUAUUUAAGAACUGGGCACGGACAUUCAACAUUCACUUUUUUCAGCCAGACUGGAAACCAGAAUCACUUGCUCUAAAGCCUCCGGAGAAUAAACCUGUGUUCUGAGCAGUGAGGGUGCCAGAACAAAACCUCAAGUACCUACUGCAUCAGACGCCAGGGCGCUGAACUUCCAGAGCCGGCAGACACAAGAGAGGGACGGGAUCGGGAGCAGGAAACUCCUCCAUGACCAACACGUACAGAUGGCUGGGAGGCAGGACCGCCAAACACUGCGGUUGGUGUGUAAGGAGAAAAUUCCAGAAUUACUAUGUCCGCAGGAGCAUUAUCCCUUGCAAAAGGGGUUACUUGAGGAGCUAAACACCCAUGUCAGUGAUGCUGUCGUGGUCUAAAGAACAUUCUGGAUCUCUUUAAGUAUCGCCUUCAAAACCGAAGCACGAGCAACUCAACGAUGUUAGUUGUGUUCCUUUGUAGAAAUGCCACAUCAAAAGACCUUUUUCUAUCGAGUUGUAUCCUAACCUGAUCUAUAAUCUUUGUCAUCUGUUGGGCUCUGUAUGUGUGAUUUGUAAAAAGCAGUCUGAAAGUAUAGACCUGAUUUCUGAAGAGCACAUCUCCACUGACUUUCACAAAGCAAAUGCCCAAUAUUUAUUUAUUAAAAGUUUUUUAGUGUACUCUAGGCCAGUAUUUUUAUAGAUUAUGAUUAUGUGGUAAUUUAUCCUUCUUAACUCUUUAACCCUGAAUGAUGGUUGGAAGACACCUAGAAUGGGGCUGGUGAGUGACUGGGUUCACGACACUCGUUAGCAGUUGAUUGGCAUGGAAAUGUCGCGUUGGUGUUUUUUGAAUCCUUGGGCUUCAAGAAGAGCUAUGACAUUUUCUAACGUAAAGAAUUGCUCCAAAUGACAAAACUGAAAACCAAAAACUGUGUUAUUACAACAAAAAGAUACUAACAAAAGAAACUUAAAGAUAGCUGUCUUUAGUAAUAGUUGGUGUAGGUUACUUGGCAUAAACCCUAGUUUCCUCGUGUGAGAAUGAUGUCCCUGUAUCAGAUGACAGUGUAAGUUUCCUCCCAAAUCUAAAAUUCUGUAAGCCUCUCCUUGACCCACUUGAGGACCUUAUACUUGGAUUGAUGGGGUUUCUCUAGUAGCAAAAGCCUGACUUUAGGGGGUCUUUUAUCCCCCUAUUACUAUUUAUCUCCCUCUGUGGUUAAAAACACAACUUUCUCACUGGUCCCCAUCGGCUACAGUCUACCCCCUGCUUUUCUGGUGUUUCUUGAACCCCAAAAAGGGGGAGGGCAAAAAACUAAGAGAGAGAGAACCUCUGUGGUGUUCCCUGGCUAUAGGAGCAAGGAACAGUCCUUCUCUGAGUCUGUGAGAAGAGAAGACAAGGAGCUUCCCUAUCAGACGACUCAUUUAUCCUGUAAACUAUUCAGAUUCACUCAUUGCAAGUCUCACAUGAUAGUCUCAGCCAUUCCCCGGUCUGGAGGAGUAUUAAGGACUUAUUUUAUCCAGAGCCAAGAGAGUAGUAUGAAGGACCUUCAUUUAAGCAAGUGCUAUUCCUCAAAAUUAGUCUUUUUAAAAAU
Enhydra lutris kenyoni (northern sea otter) is the source of this 2494-nucleotide messenger RNA. Its product is annotated as ST6 N-acetylgalactosaminide alpha-2,6-sialyltransferase 5. The transcript is spliced from 5 exons. Lineage: Eukaryota; Metazoa; Chordata; Mammalia; Carnivora; Mustelidae. Gene Ontology annotation, biological process: ganglioside biosynthetic process; oligosaccharide metabolic process. The coding region runs from base 1 to 1026 and encodes 341 amino acids. The record is from RefSeq and is a predicted model, not a curated record. Gene Ontology annotation, molecular function: alpha-N-acetylgalactosaminide alpha-2,6-sialyltransferase activity.